Molecule: messenger RNA, 1856 nt
Organism: Coccinella septempunctata (seven-spotted ladybird)
Lineage: Eukaryota; Metazoa; Arthropoda; Insecta; Coleoptera; Coccinellidae
Gene: Upf3
Product: regulator of nonsense transcripts 3B
Exons: 2
Coding region: 150-1568 (472 amino acids)
Biological process (GO): nuclear-transcribed mRNA catabolic process, nonsense-mediated decay; positive regulation of translation
Cellular component (GO): cytoplasm; nucleolus
Molecular function (GO): mRNA binding
Source: RefSeq, a predicted model, not a curated record
ACAAAUCAAAAUACAAAUAUCUAUGCGAUUUUGGUAAUGAUUGCUACUGUCAUUAUUAAUGGUGUUUUUAUUUGACUGAGUUGAGAUUUUGGAAUAUACCUAUUGAUAUAAAAUACAAGUUUAUCAAUAGUGUGACAGAUUAAUUUCUAAUGGCUUUAACUGAGGAUAGCAAAUCAACGUCCGUAAAAUCUCAAAGCACGGGGAACCAGAAAUCAGAGAAACGUGAAAAACCUCCGACCAAAGUUGUUAUUAGAAGACUUCCACCCAUAAUAGAAAAGGAUUCAUUAUUGAACCAAAUUUCGCCGUUACCUGAUUAUGAUUAUUUUUAUCUGGUUAAUGGGGAGGCAGCUUUGGGAGAAAAUUCUUUCUCACGAGCAUAUAUUAAUUUCACCAAUGUAACAGACGUUUACGAGUUCAAAGAAAGAUUUGAUAAUUAUGUUUUCCUGGAUCAGAAAGGAAAUGAAUAUCCUGCCGUUGUGGAAUUUGCACCUUUUCAAAAAAUUCCCAAGAAACGUAAUAAAGUGAGAUGCGACCCUAAAUGUGGAACGAUUGAGACUGAUCCAUAUUAUUUGGAGUUUUUGGAAUAUUUGAAGAAACCUAAAGAACAGGAAGAUAAACCAGAAUAUUCAUAUCAGUUCUCUUCUGAAAAUAAGGAGAAGGAUACUGUCACCACUCCUUUACUAGAGUUUGUGAGAAGUCGAAGAGCUGAGCGAAUGAGGAUCCGAGAAGAACGUAGGGAAGAAAGGAGAAGAAAAGAGAAGAAAAUUAGGGAAGAAGAAAAGAAGAAGAGGUCUGAGGAAAAGUUUUUGUCUAAAUCAUUUUCUAAAAUGAAAUUGGAUAAUAAAGAUAUAUCAGAUAAUGAAGAAAGAGAAGAAGGAUUGGAGAAUUGCGAAAUCAAAAGUGAGAAUUAUUCAGAGAAAUCGUAUCCAUAUAAAAAUAAAGAGAGAAAAUUUGAGGAGCGCAAAAGAAAUACGAAAAUUGCUUCACCUAGAAAAGAAUUUGUUGAUAAACGAGAUUUCAAAAAUCGAAAAGAACAUUUCAAAGAAUCUAAAGUUGAUCCACCCAAGAAGGAAGAAAAGCAGGUACCAAAAAAAGCAAAGAAAUACAGUGAGAAAAGAGAAGAACGUAAAAUGGAGGCGCAAAAAAGAGCAGAAGAAUUGGAGAAAAAAGGAGCAAAUGCCGAUUGCUCCAUUCCUGAAUCUAAGAAGGAUAAAUCUGAAAGUGAGUUGGUGGAAAAAAUUGAUAAUACUGACUUGAAUAAAUCAGAACAGGAGGAUAAACCAUUUGACACUAGAACAAAGUCUAGUGAAAAGGAAGAUAAAGAGAUUGACAAUAAGCCUGAAGUUAAUAAAAACAAAGAAACUUCUAAGAAUCACAAAUCAUCAAAGGAGCCUAAAAUACCUGAGACUAAUUCUUUGGAAUCUAUAGAUAGCAACAAAGAGCACAAGAAAGAGAGAAUCAGAAACAAAGAUCGACCUACAAUAGCAAUUUACAGACCUGGCAUGCUAUCUAAAAGAAAGCUGACAGAUGGUGAUGAGAAAGAAUCAUCAAAUAAGGAAACAAAGUGAAAAACAGCAUUUGUUAUAGAUUUUGGCGAAAAAUUGUUGAUUUAUUUCUCAUAACCAUGCAUAGUUUUUUCUUUUCAUUCCCAUUUCAUCUUUACGUUCAAUUCGGAAUGAGGUUGUGAAAUUUAAAUUUCAUUGAGACAUAAGUAGAUCAACCUUGACCAUUAAGGAAUUUGAAGACAUCAAAAUUUCAAAAUGCUGAAUUAAUAUCAAUAUCAAUGAUUUGAUACUGUGAUGAGGAAAACACUUUUGUGCGUUUGUACAUAUAAAAUAAAUUUUUUUCUGCUUAUA